AACGUCAUUGUGUUUAUUAUCAAAGCAAGUCCGUGUUUGAUUGCGAGUGUGGUAUUAUAACUUCGAUUUUAUGCUUGUGCUAAAGAAUAGCACGUGUUGCUUGAAUAAACGUGGGAUAUAGUUAUUUCCAUUCUACGCUUUUGCACGUGUUUAUUACGAAGGGUGCUUUGUAUUAAUUUUUAUUUUUAGACUUCUAGAAAAAUUACGGUUGGUGCUGUAGCUGUAUCCUGAAUAAUUUCGCCAUGGAAAUUCUAACAGACAUGUUGGAUCUUGUAGGCUGCACUAUAAGAUUUGAUACGUACGAAGGUGAUUACCAAGGCAUUGUGAAAAGUGUAUGUCCUGAUACAACAAGGAUAACUGUAAGUAAAUUAACCUUUCUGCCUACCAACACAUUUUUGGGUAUGUUAAUUUUUCGUGCUCGUGAAAUCAAUUCUUAUACAGUAGUAAGUCGGCCUAGUGAUAAAGAAAUUGCUGCAAAGAGUGCGGCCGUUCAGAAUUCAUAUUCGCGACCUGUAAAUAACGAUUCAUUUUGUUUCGGUGAUGUGUAUGAAGCGGAAGAAAAUUAUGAAGAAGAAAGUGUGUGCAUGGAAGAUGCAUUUGAGGAAGAUUAUGUGCUGAUUUUACCAACAAAAUUUUGUGAGGUACUGCCAUUGGAUUCUGUUAUUCUGCAAGGCGUUGACGAGGAAUUUCACCUUGCUAUUCAACAUUUAAUAAAGCAGACUGUAGUUGGUGUAUCAUUUGAAGGACCAAAUAUCAGUCGUGAUGGUAUUCUUAGUUGGGUGUGUAUAUCAAGUGCUGCUUGCACUUUCUUAUUUGACAUCCAGUCUCUGCAAAAGGCAGCUUUUGAUUGUGGUUUAAGAGAAGUGUUUGAAAAUAAAAACGUAGAAAAAGUUGUUCAUGAUUGCCGUCAAGCUUCAGAUUGUUUAUUUCACCAGUAUAAUACGAAACUAGUGAAUGUUUUUGAUACACAAGUGGCAGAUUAUAUUAUAAGCAUGCAAAGGAAUAAGGAAAAAGGAAUUUUGAAAUAUGUUAAUCCAAUAAAUACUUGCCUAUUUCAACAUUUGAAUGUUCCUCAAGAAUUUCUGUAUGUUUCGAAGAAGUUUUACACAUAUGAAUCAAAGUUGCUAUUUUUUAGCUUACGUCCUAUAAGCAAUGAUUUCAGAGAUUUGCUUAUAAAAAAUUCAAUAUAUCUAAGAUUAUUGAGAGAUAAAUUGUUAGAUUUGCUGCUGAAUCCUUUUCGGAGAGCAGUUGAUGUAUACUUGCAUGUACUUCAGGGUGCAUCAGAGCAAGAACUUUUGUUAGAACCCUCUGUUCCAGAAAUGGUGCCCCCAUCUUUACUUAUAGAUGGUUUGCAAACAGUUUGUUUCAAAGAAUUUGUUGAUAUACCAAGUACUGUGUCUUCAGGACCACCAUAUAGGAAAUUGAAAGAUCCGUUGAAGAAGGCAAUGAAUUUAAUGGAUAAAUGGAAACCAUAA
Messenger RNA from Stegodyphus dumicola, 1475 nucleotides. RefSeq lists its product as uncharacterized. Gene Ontology annotation, biological process: piRNA processing; nucleobase-containing compound metabolic process. Gene Ontology annotation, cellular component: PET complex. Gene Ontology annotation, molecular function: 3'-5' exonuclease activity; nucleic acid binding. The record is from RefSeq and is a predicted model, not a curated record. Lineage: Eukaryota; Metazoa; Arthropoda; Arachnida; Araneae; Eresidae.